AUGUCUGAGAAAGAUUGGAAAGAUUUUAAACACAGAAUGAAAGAAAAGAAGAAGACGAAAGAAGAGAAGAACGAGAAGAACAGAACAAUAAAGAAUAACUACCUUACGGUGCAAAGACUGACUCCUGAAGUAAGCGGCAAGGCUCAAAAGUUUGAUCGAAUUGGGAUGCGAGAAUAUGUUCCCAUUGAUACAAACGAACCGAUCACAUUGGAAAAGAUUAAACAAGCGUGUGAGCAUUACUUCAAACACCUUAUUGGAAGAGAAUUAAACUGCGACGUUCUAGCCGGGGAGCGUGGGCCCUCUUGUAGCACAAUUGAACAAAUUCCAGACUUGAAACUCAUUCACGUAAGGUUUCUGCCAGGCGGGAAAGCAACAUACAGCAAGAUUGAAGACAGCGACCCUUGUACAUCAUCUGUGGUCGCAUCUUGCACAACCAAGCAAGACAAGAUGAAAGAUGACUCAAAUGUUGAGAGAGCAGGAUCACCAGAACCCAAACCAAAGAAAUCACGAUUUGAGAGCCCAACCAAGUAUCCUUUAAGUCUGUCUGUUUCAGAUAUGCUUAAACUAGGUAAACUUGGUCAGCCGGGUAGAUCGACUACCGUUGUUAAAGUGUACUCUUUCGACAUCAACACUAAAACAUGGUGCCAAGUUCCACAAAUAGUUGAAUUUGUGGAAGUCUCUGUGUGUGGAAAAGGUGCUUUCAGGCAAGCAACCAAAGCAACCACCUAUCACCCGGAUUUCCGCCACAAUAGCUGGGUUAUCAAAAGGUACAUAGAGAAAGCAAGAGAUCAGAUUCUUAACUUGGGACUAACCAUAGAAGAUCACACAAGAAAAACGGUGCAAAUGCACCUAUUGGCAAGAAAUCUUGCAAAACAGCUUAAGGAAAGGGUGAGAGAUGUAAAAGAGUUUGGUAAGGCUUUGACAUACCAUAAUAUUUACUUGGGCGAAACUGGAGGAGAUUUUGUUACCAUUGAAGUGUUUAUUGAGGGUGAAUUUAAGAAAUACCUUAACAAUAAUGGCAAAGUACCACAGGCUAUACAGGAUAAAGAUAUCAAUGCACUUAAGGCUCAGUGCCUUGCUCAUUUUUCUUUUGAACAGUCUGGUGGGAAACUCUUGUUAUUGGACAUUCAAGGAAGCAACGAAGACCUGUAUGACCCAGAAAUCUCUUCUGCUGAAUUGUACGAUGACUCAAAACAAGCCAUACUCUAUUGUGCAGGGAAUCUGUCUACAGUAGCUAUUACUACCUUUACAAAUGAGCACAAGUGCAACAAGUUCUGCCAGCUUGCAAAGCUUAAACCAUUUGUAAACCAAGAGAAAGAAUCAGAUGAGUAA
Molecule: messenger RNA, 1332 nt
Organism: Exaiptasia diaphana
Lineage: Eukaryota; Metazoa; Cnidaria; Anthozoa; Actiniaria; Aiptasiidae
Exons: 1
Coding region: 1-1332 (443 amino acids)
Biological process (GO): protein phosphorylation
Molecular function (GO): ATP binding; protein serine/threonine kinase activity
Source: RefSeq, a predicted model, not a curated record